CACUUUUGUUGUUUGCUUUCUGACUUGAUUGCUUAGGAUGCGUGUCUAUCCUUUUCUAGAAUGAUGCCUCCCAUGAGGCUUGCACGUCUGCAUCAUCCCGCCCCGUGCGUCCUUCGAACCUCCCCGGCAGCGCAGCGGGCGACGCUCAAGACGCAUGCGGCGCCCGCACCCUUCCCCGUGAUCCCUACGUGUCCCGACCCGACAUGCCCUUGCUCCUCGAUGCCCGCGGGCCUGGACAUAGACCGCAAGGCUCACCUCAGCGGCACCAUGUCGGCUCACUCGCAACACCUGAUCGUCUCGACCGGGCGGUCCGAUUGGACGAGCAGGAUAGAAAACGAGAGGGACACGGCGGUUUGGGGGAGAUUCACGGCCGACGUAAAGUCCAUGAUGGGGAGAAGAGGCGAAUUCUUUGAUCCGUACCACAACGAUGUCAUGGUCAGCACAUCGUCUUUCGCCCCUCUAGAAGUCGCCGAACGGGAGGCCGAACUACAAAGAUCCAGCGGAACACCGACGGCCACAAGCGUCCAGGCUCAAAAGACCGUCGAUGCCAUAUUGUUUCCGGCAUUCAAACACUUUCGAGGUCUCAGCACCAAGAACUCCGACGAUGGACAAGGCAAAACCAACGGCGACAGCAACAACGCCCGAACGUUGAUCAAAUCCUUUCUCCUACCCGAAAAAGAUAAACUCAACGCCGUUCACAACCACCUCUCAGAGUCUGAACGGGGAGCAAAGUCCCGCGACCCGUCACUCGCCUCCUCGCUGGAUGCGUCGACCGUACAAACCCCCACGAUCUUGAUCUGUAGUCACGGCCAGAGGGACCAUAGGUGCGGCGUCCUAGGUCCUCUCCUUCACGACGAGUUUGCAAGGUACAUUUCUUGUCGCGAUCCAAUCUUCGAAGGUGGAAUGGGUGUGAAACUCGAAGCUGUAAAGGGUGCCUUUGUGUCGUCGUCGCUGUCGUCGUCGGCCUCGACUUCCACUUCUUCAUCUUCUUCUACCAAUAUCCAAAAAGUCCCGGUCAACAUCGGUAUGAUUUCACACGUCGGGGGGCACAAAUGGGCCGGGAACGUCAUCAUCUACGUCCCACCUGGAGCGCGGCAGUUUCUAUACUCUCCUGGAGCCGCCGACGCGGUAGCAGUACCACCGAUACGACACCCUCUGGCCGGCGAGGGUAUAUGGUACGGCCGGGUCGAACCGAAACACGUCGAGGGGAUCAUAGAACAGACCCUCUUGAGAGGUAACGUCAUCCGGGACCUCUUCCGAGGUGGACUUUCUGCCUACGGCGACGUGUUGAGGCUGUGAUAUUCGAGGGAGAGGGACCCCCGAAGAUUCCUAACUUCCCCGAUAUGAUUGACAGUUACCACCAGUCCCCGCCACUCAGGCGAAAAGGAGGGACGGCGGUCAAGUCGGUCACGUCGCAUUUCAAAAUGUCUCAUAUGAAGAAAUAAAUGCCCUGUACAAGUACAAAAAAACAACCCAACUCCCUUGCCCGUUGGAGAGGCACACGAACAAAAUCAACACUGGAAGACAACGUAGACACCCAGAGAGAAAAGCGCGAGCCAAGCACAAAGUAUAUUCAAGUAUGUUCAAAAACGACUAUAUACAAUGCAGCUCAUUUACUUAGAUAUUCUUUUCAUUCAUAUUCA
Exophiala oligosperma is the source of this 1643-nucleotide messenger RNA. RefSeq lists its product as uncharacterized. NCBI's taxonomy places the organism in Eukaryota, Fungi, Ascomycota, Eurotiomycetes, Chaetothyriales, Herpotrichiellaceae. Bases 61 to 1299 code for a protein of 412 amino acids. The transcript is spliced from 2 exons. The record is from RefSeq and is a predicted model, not a curated record.